AUGGCUUCGUGGCUUCGCCCCGAAAAGAAAGGCAACCAAAAGCAUAUUCUUCCUCCGCAACUGAAAUCAAGAAUACCAGUCAGAAUGACUCGCCCAUGCAGUGAAAAUGUCAGAAGUUCAUCGUCAAAGGACAAAGCAGAUAAAACAGCGCGUCUGCAAAAAGAUUUAGACAGCAAAGUUCAAAGCAAGCAAUCAUCGCGAAUUCCGAUUGCGGUAAAUGGGAGGAAGACCAAAGUUGAUUCUAAAGAUAAUCUACCCAUGAAUUUCAAAACUACUCGAAGAGGAAAACUUUUUGGAGGAGAUUCGGGUAUUAAACUACGAGGAACUCAUAGUAAACAAGACAAGAAGACGGAAAGUACCACUCCUUCAACCACAGCUAAACAAAGUAGUUAUAGGCGCGCUCAGAAAACGACGCCAAUUGUCAGGCGACGUGUACCACGACAGCUUACACCAACAGAGACACAGUCGAAACAGGUUUGCGAGGAUGAGAAAGCAUCGCGAGAAGAAAGCUCAGCAAGAGAGAAAUCAUCUGCAGCCAAGGCGGAAGAGGUCACGCCUGAGGUCGCCACAGCUAAACAAAGCAGUUACAGGCGCUCUCAAAAAACGACUCCAAUUGUCAGGCGACGUGUACCACGACAGCUUCCACCAACAGAGACAGAGUCGAAACAGGUAUGCAAGGAUGAGAAAGAAUCACGAGAAAAAAGCUCAGCUGGGGAGAUAUCAUCUGCACCCAAGGCGGAAGAGGUCACGCCAGAUUUUGAAUGUAAUGUUGCACCUGUGCAUGAGGAAAAGUUUCGUAUGGGGGCCAAAUCAGAUUUCAGUGGUAACGAGAUUGGCGACGACUUUGUAUGUUACUCCAAAUCUAGCGACGAGAAAGCAAUGCCCGAUGUGCCCCAAUGGCUAACAGAGGAGUACAAGGAGAGAGAAGAAGAACAGGAAAACAUAAAACUCAUUAAAGGUGACACCACUGUUACAAGCUCGGCACAAAAUAUCAGACUGGAAACAGAGUUUGGUACAAAGAACAAGAUGGAAGAAAAUGUUUUGAGCGAGGAAGAGUUGGACUGUGACUCUUUCACUGAGUCCAGCGGAUACCAACGGAAAAUGGCUGAGCUAAACAAAAAAUUCAGACGGCUCAAGGCACAGUUUGCGAAGGAAAACAGACAGGCUGUCGAAUCUACGAACAAAACAAUGGAGGAGAUCAAACAGAGCCAGGCAAGGGAAGAUUGCAUCACAAAUGAGAUUGAGGAGAUACGACGGAGACGGGAUGAAAUAAAAGAAGACUUGAAACGCCUUGAUGAGAUCGGCCAAAGACGAGAUCUCGAAGAUAAAAAAUGGAGAGAAAAAAUGGACAUGAAAAACAAGAAACUCACAAAUAUACUGGAGAAGAUAAGAGCCAAACGACGCAAAUAUCAAGAAGAGACGGGUGCUGAAAAUGACUCAACAGAGGGGCAUGAUCAACAGGAUAAGAAUUCAAGUGAAAGUCCGGAGAGUGAGAAAAGCAAAGAUGUCACCAUAGGAAACGAAACCGUUAUAAACGAAGACGUUGGUAACGAAGUGUUACGUGAGCCUCACCAGAUCAUCGAGUACAAAAGUGUAAAAGAGCUGGAAGAGAAGCGGAAAGAACUAAAGCAGUUGAAGAGACUGGAAAAGAAGGCGAUCAAAAGAGAGAAGUUAGAACAAAGAGAACGUAAGAAGAUCGAAAAACACAAACUUGAGAAACUCUCAGCUAAGAGUUCAAAGGUCUCGGAAGAAACUGCAGGAGUUGCUCAGUGUAUAAAUCAGGACAUGGAGGCUACGAAUACAACGGCAAAAGAGAAAAGUGCUGAAACCCCGAAAGUAACUAGAAUUAAACCAGACGUCGACACCUCUUCACAUAUCGCAGAGUCCAAGCAAGUCCAGGCACCUUACUAUUCUGGAUUAAUUACGAAUGGUACAAAGAACAAGGUGGAAGAAAAUGUUUUGAGCGAGGAAGAGUUGGACUGUAGCUCUUUCACUAAGUCCAGCGGAUACCAACAGAAAAUGGCUGAGCUGGACGAAAAAUCCAGAAGGCUCAAGGCACAGUUUGCGAAGGAAAACAGACAAGCUGUCGAAUCUACGAACAAGACAAUGGAGGAGAUCAAACAGAGCCAAGCAAGGGAAGAUUGCAUCACAAAUGAGAUUGAGGAGAUACAAAGGAGACGGGAUGAAAUAAAGGAAAACUUGAAACGCCUUGAUGAGAAAUUAGGAGAGACGUUUGCUGAGGUUGAUAGGCUUAUAUUGGGAGAUACAGACUCUAUGGUCGACGAAACAGCGGACAGCCAACAAAGUAACCCAAAAUAUAGCAAGGAGGAGGUGCCUCGAGAGGAUAACUUUGACUGUUUUCCUGAUGAAGUUGAGGGAGACAUGCACACAGAGGAAAGCAGGUCUCAAGUUUCACAGAGUGCUGAGAAUGAGGACAACGAGAAAAAUGUCCAUGAAUGCGAUGCCUUACCGAGAUAUGAGCAAUCGGUAGUAGCAGUCGUCAACAUAACUGAGUAUUUAAUCCAAAAAGAGUUGUCCAAGGCUUUGGAAACAAUUAUCCCUGUCAGUAAAAAAGAGUGUACAUCGCGAUCGGAAGAAAAGAUCUCAGAGGAAGAACCAAAGCUCCACAAACAAAAUAUGGAAAUGGAAUUUGGGAAACUUAGGAGGGAAAAUACCGAGCUCGAGAUGCAGAUUUGGGUCAUAAACGAGGAACUUGAAACUUACCGAAAAAGGAUAGAAACUUUACAGGCUGACCUGGAUGGGAGCAAAGUUGAGGUAAAGCAACUUCAGUCUAAGAAAGAGUUCAAAGAAAGAGAGCUGGCAAAUUUAAAAAGUGAUUUCCAGAGAAAGGAGCAAAAAUGGGAAGAUGCAAAUGAACUCUUGGAAAAGGUUAUGGUGGAAAGAGAAGAGUUAUGGGAUGAUGUUGAUUACUUGGAAGAAAGCUUGAAAGACAGUCAAGAAAGCAAUGAAACUCUGACAUUUGAGGUCGAUGAGCUGACGAUAAUGAUACAGGAGAUGAAGAGAGAGUACAGAGUGGAGCACAGUCGCUGGGGAUGUGGACACCUACGUGAGGAAGUAGAGUUACUAAAUGGAUCUCUAGAGUUGAAUGAACAGCGAACAGUUUUAUUAGAGAGCCAAUUGGACGCGUUUGAGGCAGAAAGAAAACAGUUAUGUGGUCAUGUUGAUUUCUUGGAGGGAAGCCUAAGAAACAGUCAAGAAAGCAAUAAAGAUCUGACAACAGAGAGUAACUCUGUUGGAGAGCCAAGUGGACGCGUUUAA
Pocillopora verrucosa is the source of this 3279-nucleotide messenger RNA. Its product is annotated as golgin subfamily A member 6-like protein 22. Lineage: Eukaryota; Metazoa; Cnidaria; Anthozoa; Scleractinia; Pocilloporidae. The record is from RefSeq and is a predicted model, not a curated record.